Messenger RNA from Phytomonas sp. Hart1, 1576 nucleotides. Lineage: Eukaryota; Euglenozoa; Kinetoplastea; Trypanosomatida; Trypanosomatidae. The record is from the annotation of a GenBank genome assembly.
GAUUUAGACUCCUAUUUUCAUUUAAAGUUCGGUAGUGUUCAAAUGGGGUUUCUCUAGAUGUCGUUUUUAUCUUAUUUGUGAUGAUAAAACUUCAUCACAAUAUAUUGUACUUGUACAUUUAAAAAUUUAGCCAGGCCGAACAAAGGUUCUUUUUAGGUAUAUGUGUGCGUAUGAAGGAAAGGAAGAGUUAAACUUUAAAACACUUUCUUUAGGUUUCAUAAGUCAGUUUUGAUGUAACAUUACAUUAUUGUUAGUAUGGUAUUAUUUACUGUUUUCUUUAAGGAAUAAUAUUUUAAAACUUACAAUUGUCUUUCGGAAAAGUUAACCAUACAAUCGCAAAAGUAUUCUGAUAAAUUUUUUACAGUUUCGCCGAGUUGGGGUGGAACUACCGAGUCGUUGAAGAAUAUGUUUCCUGGGUAAACUAAUGCUAAUCGUGCUAUCAGAAAGGUGAUUUACGAAGUUAACAGACGAACCACCAUGAACACGAAGAGAUCAAUGAAUAAAAGUACAUAAAGAGUUAAAGUAGUAACCUGGAAGGAGGGGUAUGCUUUGCCAUAUAUUCUGAUGGUUAGAGCUCUAGCAGGAAAAUACUACUAGCAAGAAUAAGUAAAUUCAAAAAGACUAGGGUUGGAAACCACAACUUACACAAACAGUUAUAAUCUGUGGUUGCAUUAGUACUAAAAUAUAUAUAUAUAUUUUACAAAGUGAUGGGAGUCUGCAGGAUGUACUCGGUGAUUUUUUUUUGCCUUCACAUAUUUCUACUCUUAAAUCGAUCUUCCUACAUCUGUACUGUUCAAGCGGGAAAAGUAAGGAGGGAAUACUUCAAGAAACAAUUGAUGUGUUCCUCAAGUCCAAUCAUAUGGCCACCAAGGCUUCUGCUAACUCUCCAAAAGCACAUAGAAACGGUUGAAAACGCAGAAAACCCUGCUAUUCCACCGAUGGAUAACAACCUUAAGACAAUUUGCAUCUUUUUUGAUAACUGUCAUUCCGCCCUGGCGGAUCGACUUGCACAAAAAGGCUUUGAUUACGAUCUUACUGACUACUGUAUUCACUUUUUGUGUGAGAUUCUCGAGGAGGCGUGCAUGCAAACCUUUCUCCUGCCCCGAGAAAGGCGCAUCAUUACGUCGAUGCUACGCCAUAAAGUCCGAAAAACCGCGGUCGCACCGCGUUCUAAGGUGACGACCGAGCAAACCUCACGAAAGGUUCCCAAGAUGGAGGUGGACGCGGUGGAAACUAGGGGUGAGGGCCGAUUAUUUACCUCUUUGCUUUCCUUGGAGUACCUUUUGAGGCUCUUUUUUACUCUCCCUCCCGUUUUAGAGCACUAUGAUAAGCUCGGGGCGUCUGUGAUGCCCCCGUACGCGAAGCGACCAAUCUGGGAGUUUGUGAAUGAGUGCUUAAAUUUACUGAAUAAUAUCCCUGAUGCAUUUUCCCCAAUUAGCUCCUACAUACCUUUAAAGAAAUAACGCCCGAGAGAUUUUACCUCUGCGGUCACUGCAGCUUUACGUUAUCAAAUAGAAGUGGAGGGAAUAAAAUAUUGGGUGGAUCGGAGAAUCAAAAUUGUUCGGUGCUUGCUUAA